Molecule: messenger RNA, 3688 nt
Organism: Trifolium pratense (red clover)
Lineage: Eukaryota; Viridiplantae; Streptophyta; Magnoliopsida; Fabales; Fabaceae
Exons: 10
Coding region: 768-3467 (899 amino acids)
Source: RefSeq, a predicted model, not a curated record
AUAUAUGUAACAAAUAAUAAAUGUGUCUUAACACCAAUAUUGUUACGAUGAUCAACCGAGUUGGCGAUCUUUUGUCAACAAAAAUAAAUAUAUGAUCUCAAGUGUUUAAUGAACUACAAAUCCGAAUUUAAAUUUUGAUUAAAAAAUUAUCGGCUAAAUUUAUUUAUUUCUCGGUUAAACUCUAGAUUAUCUAAAACAUGUUUCUCUUUCUCCUUCUAAUAUUCUUGUAUUGUACAGUACGGUUGUACUAAGUACAAAGUCUUUGUUGACAAAUUUAUUCAAAGCCUUGUAAGUGAUGAAGGCUCUCUCCAUUGUUAUCAUGUACAAAUAAACUAACAAAGUUCCACGGUAGUUAAACUACCUCAUGAAACACAGAUUAUGUCAUCUUAUUUUCAUCAAAUAAUAAUUUCAUUAUUUAUAUAAUUGAAAGAAAAAAAAACAGAAUCCAUUCACAUCCACCACUGAUUAAUAUUUGUAGUAGUUACAUAGAAUCUGAGAAUUUCAGUAUCUUAAACCGUAGCUAUUACCAUAUGAUAAUAUGAUUCUGCCCCACAAACAUACCCUUCUCAAAUAAUCAACUUUUUCUACCUCUUUCAGCAAGUGAUCAUAUAAAUUCAUGGCCCAUAUGAGGUACCUUUACCUACCUCUUAUGGUAUAAAAUACAGACAAACAAACAAAUCAACCAAGCAACUUUGUUCUUAGGAAAACAAACAAAUCCUAAUAUCUAGGACCGUCUGUUUUUUAUAUGUGCCUCUUCUUAUGCUACCAUGUCAAUGUUCCAUUUGAUAUAUGGUAUAUGGUUAUUCUUGUCUAUUAGAUUUUGUAAAGUUGAGGUUUCUUCUUCAUGUUAUCCAUAUAAGUUUUUUCGACAAAGUGAUCGACGAUUUGAGCAGAAAACUGAUAAGUUUUGGAAGUUUAGUGAAAUAGAUGAUAGAUGGAUUGAAGUGAAACUACCAUGUGAUUUGAUUCCUUGUGUUAAUAGUGAAGAAAGAUUGGAGCAAGAACAUGAAUUGGAUGAGAAAAAGAUGAGUUUGGGAGUUAUUUUGCCUUUGAGAAAGAGAAUUUCUUUGACAAAAAUGUCUGAGACUUCUGUUUGGAUCAUUGGUGAAAGUGGAUGUAUCUAUGAGAGGUUUUGGAAUGGAUUAGAAUGGGUGAUUGCUCCUCAUGAUUUACCUAUAUCACAAGGACAUGCAGUUGCAGUUUUUAUCAUUUGUCAGAAAAUUCUUGCUUUAUCUGAAUCAGGAAAUCUUUAUCAGAUGCAUGUGCAACUUGGUGAAAUUUCACAACCAGUUUGGAUUGAAUUCACACAUACACUCAAUCAAAUCACAGAUACUGAUCCAAUAUUGAUAAAGUCUGGUGUGUCUUCCGAUGAUAGGAAGAGAGGUUAUUUCUGUACAAAGAAAGGAACACUAGUAGAACUUGCAGAGAUUGAGCCUCCAAGAUGGAUAAAUCAUGGCCAACCAAGUGGAGCAAACGUUGCAGCAAUAGCUGAUGUCGCUUCUACACGAGAAGUAGUAUACACCAUAAGUUCUGCUGGAGAUCUUUAUGAAUAUAAUAGUAAAUCAAAACCAUCAUGGAAGAGACAUAUAUGGCAAGAAAAAAAGGCACAAGUUUCAUCUUUGAUACCAUCUAAGGGUUUCACUUUACAUGGAUUAAGUGGUGAUCAUUCUGAAUCUUUGUUUCUUUUAACCAAGGAAGGUACUUUAGUGGAGAGAAGAUUACAUCAAAGGAAAUGGAAAUGGAUAGUCCAUGGAAGUCCGCCGCAUCAAAAUUUGACAUCUAUUACACCAUCUAUGAGAGAUGAUCAAUCUAGCGAAACUUCCAUUUCUUUAUUCUUUACUACUUCAGUUGGAUCUGUUUUUGAAUAUCAAAUUCCAAAACAAUUAGGCGCUUCUCCAAAUAAUCAACUUCCAGGAGAAGCAUGGAUAAGUCAUCAUCACCCUUUACAUGCAAAAGCAGCAAGAGGUAAACGAGGCUUACCGUUACAAGUUGGCAGGAUACUCUUUGCACUAGACGACAGUAGGCUUGCCGAAUUACAUCUAUCAGGACUAGGUGGUGAAAGUGCAGGACCAUCAUUGCCACAAAACUUUAGAAGAAAAACAUCAUCAACAACUAAAUAUGUUUGGUCCAUAUUAGAUGCACCAGAGAGUGAAGGAUGGAAUGCAGAAUUUUGCACAGAAGAGCGCGGACCGCGGAAUUGUAUGACAGGUAUAAAAGACGAGUCAAAAGAUUCAGGAAUAACAAGUUCAGUUACCGGUCGAAGAAAACAAAGCCAAGAACAUCAUUAUUACUUAUCUCUAGGAAAAGUUAAUGAACUUAUUAGUUCUUCAGAAGAAUACAAAUACAAUCUUCCUGAUGAUUGGAUUAGUAAAAACUUUCGCCUGCGAUUGAUGUUUGAAGGAAAGUCAUUUUUCUUGGUGACAAGUGAUGGUUUGAUUUUCGAACAUGUUUGUAUUGAGGAUGUAUGGAUAUGGUUAAAACAUGAUAGUUCUACAGCUAUGAAUGGUAUAGUAGGGAACUAUAAUGGAAGUUUAUUCAUGGUUGAUACUUUUGGGAGUGUGCUUCUUAGAGAAUGGAGUGGAAAUGAAAUAGCAUGGAAGAAUUGUACUGAUAUGAGGAAAGGAAGAAAUGUUGUUGUCGGAGGUCAACCGUGGGACCGAUUACCAGGUUUAGCAAGGAAAAGGGUUACCACUGAAGAUUCAAUCUUCUUUGUGAGCAAAAAUGGAAGAUUACUUCAGUUCAUGGUUUACAUGAGGAAAUUCAAAUGGAAGGAUUGCAAAAAUCCUCCAAAUGUCAAAGUAGCAAGCAUAGUUGAUCAAGAAUUGUUCCGGGAGAAUAUAAUCUUCGUCACCGGAAGAAACGGACGCUUAUACCAAUACAACAAAGUGAAUGAUUUAUGGCAUGAACAUUACCAAUCUCAGCACUUGAUUCUAUCAAAUUUUCCUGGAACAGUUAUAAGACCAAUGUCGAAAUCACUCACAGGCUCAAUCUUCAUGCUUUCAGAAGAUGGUGGCCUUGUUGAAUACAAUUGGAAUACAUGGAAUGAAUGGAAUUGGAUAGAACAUGGAACACCUUAUAAAGGUGUAACACUGAUUGGUUCACCUGGUCCUAGCUUUGAAGGGAAUCAAUUACUUUUGAUUGGUUCAGAUGGAAAAGUGUACCUUAGAUAUAUGGAGAAAAAUGCUUGGAAAUGGAAGGAUUGUGGCUUUCCUUCUUUAAAUGAUGAAGGUGUUAAAGAAGAUCAGGAGAAUAUUGGUGACUUAUUAAUCAUGAAAUGUGAUCCUAAGGUGGCAUCUACAAGACCAGUUCCAUUUUCUGGUGAUUCUGCUAUAUUUGAACUUAGAGAUGGCAGGUUGGCAGAAAUAAAACUUGUAGAAGGGAAAGAAUGGGUUUGGACAAGGAUUAUUGGUACACCAAAUAGUUUAUGCAUACAAAAUUAUUGGAUUACAGUGGCAUCAUCAUCAUGAACUAGUUUACAAUAAAUCUCUUAUAAGAAAACUUUAUGUACAGUAUAGAAUCAGUGUAGUGACCUUAUUAUGCUAACAAAAGAAGAAAGAAAAGUCAUAGUUAGGUACUGCAGGAUGGAGCUGAGCCAUCUCUUCACUUGUAAAAAUGUAAAAACAGUUCUAAGGUUAGUUACAGCAACAAAAUAUAUAUGAAUAAGAAUAUGUCCUCUUCAUAAUCAUAA